Molecule: messenger RNA, 654 nt
Organism: Fusarium verticillioides 7600
Lineage: Eukaryota; Fungi; Ascomycota; Sordariomycetes; Hypocreales; Nectriaceae
Exons: 2
Coding region: 1-654 (217 amino acids)
Source: RefSeq, a predicted model, not a curated record
AUGGAAUCUAUCUGGAACAAGUUUAACGUCGACAGAGCUGCUAUCAUUGAAGAGGCCUUCUCGAUCGCAACGGAACGCGGCCAACAAGAGUGGUCAAACGCUGACAAAGGCGUCAUGAGCCAGGCAGCUAAUGACAUCGUGCGUUCUCUUGGAGGAGAUGUCGGCUUGAUAUUUGUCGAGUUUGAGGUCUUGGUUGCAGCUUCUCGGGGCAUUGGAUCUUUAACUUACUACGAUGAACGGUUUAUGGAGUUUGUUAUGAGUAUCCACAACGACAUUAUAGCUAUUGCUCGUAGAAACGUCGGUCUGGGUGUGUCGCCAGGUCCAAAUGCCGACAUCGCGCAGCAUGUUCUGUGUGAAGGACAGGCCCCUGUUGACUCGAUGCAGUUACCAGGUGGCGAAACUACCUGUACUUGGAAGUCUGAGUAUGAAGAGGUCAGUGAAGAAGGUAAGUACACCACUUCGGUUGUUGAGACUGUAACUUGUGAUGAAUUCUCUGGGGGUGCUUACAGCACAACGUCGACGACCUCAAGUACUUUCAUUCCAUCAAGCAUUCCCAUGCUUGAGAUUCGCGGUGCGUCGGUAAUUGAGUCUGAUGACUCUAACCAUCACAAAGUCAAUGCUUGGGACGGCGUUUUUGAGGGUGCUAUCUUGUAA